This is a messenger RNA of Paramecium tetraurelia, 552 nucleotides long. RefSeq lists its product as uncharacterized. The record is from RefSeq and is a predicted model, not a curated record. The transcript is spliced from 2 exons. NCBI's taxonomy places the organism in Eukaryota, Ciliophora, Oligohymenophorea, Peniculida, Parameciidae.
AUGUAAUAGCUGCAUCCUAAAUUUAGAGCCACAUCUGUUCAAGAACAGGGAGAGCAAAGAUCAAAAUUCCCAAAUAUUUAGACUCCUACAUUUGCUGAUUGGAAAAUCCCUAGUGAUUCUAGAGCUCAUCCAAAAAUAAGCAGAAGAAACCCUUUAUUCAAAUUUGGGCUGAUUCCACCUAAAAAAGCAACAACACCUUCUUCGUAAACUCAUCACAUAACUCAUGAUUUUCGUGGACUCAAAUCUGAAGAGCAAAGUUAGAGGAUUAAAGAAAUUAUUGUUGAAGAUAGAGUGAGUACAACAGAAACAAAUAAUCUUCAUUAAUUUGAAUCUGAAAAAAAAUACUUUCAACUCAGAAACAGAUCCAUUAGUGGACCUAAACACUCAAAUUAAUUGUUAAUCGAAUGUAAAUAAUUAUUUGAUAAUUAGAAGAAGGCUUUUGAGGAAAUAUUAAAACAGAAUAGUCUUUACAAUAAGUAUUCUAAAGUAAUCGACAAAGAAUAAAAUGUAACAAAUUAGAAAAUAAUGCAAAUUUUUAACUUAUAUAAAUGA